AAACGUCUAAGCAACCACACCUAAGAUUUUCCCCCUUUACAAGGGACUUUUUCUUCCCCUACCUGUUCACUCCUCCCUCUCAUCACCUACAUGGGAUGUGAACUUCCUAAACUCUGCAACUCUUCCACUUUCCAUUUUCACGGCCUCUUCAAGGUAUCAUCUUUCUUCUUCUUUCUCCCAUCUCUUCCUCUGUUCUCCCCCCUACGUUCCAAAACAGAAGGAACACCUUUUGUGUUUGCCUUUCUCUUCUUGAGGCCUUCAAAGCAGUACUGCAACCACCAAGUGUGUCAGGUCCCAAAAGAUUGCGAGACCCCAUUUAGGUGUGCAAACUUGUACCUGCUGCUCUAAACUUAGGUGCCCAUUUCAUUUUUUGGUGGGUUUCUUGGAAAAGACAGUCAAAAUCAUUUCUUUGUGUCUCUUGAGUUGGGAGUAUCUAGGUCUGACCCAGGUUGUUUUUCUGGUGCCUGAUCUGCCUGUAGAUUUUUAGGAGUUGGGUUUUCUUGGUUUUGGUGUGUUUUGCAAAAGACCCAGUUGUUGUCUGUUGGAAUUGUUCCAUUUUGGUUUGAGAAAUCAUUGAUUUUCCUAGGGUUAGCAAAUUAGGGUUGAGUUUUUUCCAUAGUGGAGCCUUUUUCUGCUUCUAUGGGUUAUCUGCUGCCUUGUAAUUAGGGUUUCUGAUCUGCUUGUAGGUUUAGAGGUCUUUGCUGCUUGUGUUUCAGGAUUGUAAAAUACCAAGUUCUUUUUAGCUAGUUUCUUUGAAUUUGAGCUGAUAACCCAUGGGUUUUCCUAGGAUUUAUCCAAUUGGGGUGCCCAAUUGUUUCAAGGCUGUAACUUUUUCCCUCAAUUUCUGUAAUAUUGUUAGCGAUUUAGACAACAAAAUCGGUUGAGUUUGAUCCCCUUUGACAGAUUUUAUGGGACAUCUUCAGCUAGCUAAUUUGGGUUUCUUUUAGGGUUUGAUGUUUUGUUAAGCACUCUGGUGACUUCUGUUAAAAAAAAUGUCUGCAAAUGGUCAAUGUUUUGUGGAGUGGAAAGAGCAAUUUGUCUCCCAAGAGCGUGGCCACCGUGUGGUUCACUAUUUCUUGAAGGAUUCUGCUGGGAAUUUCAUCCUUGCAGUUGUGGGCACUGAGAGGAGUGUCAGACACAUGUUCUACGUUGUUGCUGAUGAGUUCUUGAAUGCAUACGGGUCGGAAAAUUCUGUUCAUGCUGGCUUCAAAUGGAGAUCCAGGCGGGAAGUUGUGGAUUGGCUCACAUCUAUGCUAUCAAAGCAGCAUUUGCCUGGAGAUGGAUCGGAAUCACCAUCAAAUGAUCUGACACAAGGUUUAGGAUCUUCCCAAUUUGCAAUGACUGGAUUUGGUGCUCGACGGGCCCAUAUGCCAGAUUACACGGGUCGGUUUGCUAGGAACCUGGAAGGACAUGAUUCAGACAUUGUAUGGUCAGGUGUUGCAUGGACAUGCGGUAAACAGCUCAAGCAUUACCCGUCAUUUUGCAGGAAUGGGACUACAAUAGUGAUACAAUCCUUUGUGUUUGUCAUGGCCAAAGAGGAGGAUCACUAUCUUGCAUAUCUGGAAGAUAUGUAUGAAGACCGGAAGGGACAGAAAAAGGUCAGAGUGAGGUGGUUUCACCAUAAUCAGGAAGUCAAGGGUGUAAUUCCUUUACGAAAUCCUCACCCAAAAGAAGUGUUCAUCACGCCUUAUGCACAGGUUAUCAGUGCUGAGUGUGUCGACGGUCCUGCCAUAGUCUUAACUCCUGAACAUUAUGAGAAAUGCUUAGCGGCUUUUCCACACGCCUUCUUAUCCAGAGUUCAUCUUUGUUUUAGACAGUUUAGAAGCCAUAGGGUGAAACCCUUUGAUUUGAGUAAAUUACGUGGCUAUUUUGAUCAAGCAAUUCUCUCUUGUUUGGAUCUCAAUCCUCUCCAGAAGCCCAAUUCUGAUUGCUAUGGUCCAACUGCAGAAGAGGAUGAAGAAUUAAGCCCCGGUGACAAUGUAAAGCAGGGAGCUAAGAGGACUAGAAGUUGUAGAGGGCGUCAAAGGUUUGUGAAUGAUCGUUCAUGUGCCAGAAUACCUCGUCGAGGGAGCCAGAUGAUGAUGUAUGAAUCUCCACACAUGAACUUAAAAUAUGAUUUGUUAAGUCGGCGGCUACUUUCCCAGAAACAUGUUGAGCCCCACCCUUGGCCUAACCCACUAUUUAAGGUUGAUGAAAAGAUAGAAUUGUUGUGUCAAGAUAGUGGCAUUCGAGGUUGCUGGUUCAGGUGCACAGUGUUACGGAUAUGUCGUAAACAAAUGAAAGUUAGAUAUGUUGAUGUGCAGGAUGAAGAUGGGUGUGGCAAUCUUGAGGAAUGGACCUCAAUUUUCAAGCUAGCUGCCCCUGAUAAACUUGGCAUGAGAUGCUUGGGCCGCCCAACAAUUCGACCAGCCCCUUCUAGCACUCAAACAGAUGUUGCUUUGAAGGUUGGGACUCCAGUGGAUGCAUGGUGGAGUGAUGGCUGGUGGGAGGGCGUUAUAACUGAAGCCAACAACUUAGGAGAUGGUCCUCUGCAAGUUUACAUCCCUGGUGAAAACUUGUUCUUGAAUAUGCACAGCAAGGAUUUAAGAAUUUCUAGAGAUUGGGUAGGAAACCAGUGGGUUGAUAUUGAGGCAAAGCCUGAUAUACUGUCAGCCAUAUAUGCAGCUAUUAGCCCAGAUGCAAAGAUUUCCACCUCCUUGAUCAGUAGUAAGGAUGCUGCUGUCUUGUGUCCUAUAGCUCCCAUUAGUACCAUGCAAAAUGUUGUUGAAGAUAAGUUGGACUUAGCUGCUCCAGUCAGUUCCUAUGGCUUCCCUGAAGACAUGGACUGUGUUAAUGAAAUGAAGCAGCCAUCACGGGAAGAUGGAGGGGGUGGAAAUGAUGCUGAUCAUGUCAAUGAUAGUCAUAAUAAUGACAAUUUAGAUGAAGCCCAUGGUGAUGACAAUGACGAGAACAAUAACAAUGAUGAAGAUGACCACAAUGAUGGUGAUGACAAUGAUUGUGAGUUAGACCUGGAGGAUUUUGAAACUGCUCGACAGAAAUGUGUAGCAGUGGAGCUCAUGGAAGUGGUGGCAUAGCCCAACAACUUAUGGAAGUGGUGGUGGUGGUUGAUAUUGGGAAGGAGCUUCAUAUUUUGGAGGUUUGGAUUUUUGUAAAUAGCAAUAGUUGGUUGAUGGCGCUGGAGGGGAGUUUAUUUCAUUUUGAUAUGACUUAGGGGACUUUGUAGGUGUACAGAAGCCAUUUAGAAUUUUAUUUGUGAUGUUUCUGUUGUUAUGUUACCUAGAAGCCCAUUGAUGAGUAAAAAUCUCACUCAAGGCUUUCAUUUAGUGACUGGCUAAUGUUCUUCUUGAUUGUUUCCUUGUACCAACAAAUUUAAAUUACAUUCUACAGUGCUAGAAUUAGUCUCUUUUGCUUC
Vitis vinifera (wine grape) is the source of this 3412-nucleotide messenger RNA. RefSeq lists its product as uncharacterized. The transcript is spliced from 6 exons. NCBI's taxonomy places the organism in Eukaryota, Viridiplantae, Streptophyta, Magnoliopsida, Vitales, Vitaceae. Gene Ontology annotation, molecular function: chromatin binding. Bases 993 to 3074 code for a protein of 693 amino acids. The record is from RefSeq and is a predicted model, not a curated record.